AUGUCUACCACCAACACCAGCACCUUCAUUCCAGCACAAUCAACUGACAACAUCCAGCUGGUCAUCACCACUGAAAAUGCCAAGCAGAUGGUUGAGGAGGCUGCCAGGGUUACAAUGCAGGUACUGAGAGGACUUUGGGGCCAGGAUGCUAAGCACUGGGGCAAAGUGGCUCAGCUUGUGUGGGCCCAGCUGGAUCAUGCAUGGUAUCACCUUCAUCACCAGCCCAAGUCUCACCCAUAUUACAAGGUCAUGGAGGAGCUUACCAGGCCUUCGUCGAGGGCCAAGCACCAGGCACAGCCAGUGGAUGAGGGGAAGGGGAAAGAGUUGGGUAUGGAUGAGGCUCAAAGGAUUUGGCUUCCAGGAUCCAAAGAUGCACCCACAGACACUACAGCUAGGACCACUGGAGUUGCAAUGCAGAAGCUGGGAAAUGAGGAGGAUCAGAACAGGGAGAAGGCAUGGGGCCAUAGCCAGUCAAGACAUGGCCAGCCAGUGGCCAAGCCUGUCAAUGCCAGUGAUCAGACCAGUAGAGGCUGGAGCCAGUCAAGGAGACCAAUGAAGAAGGCAAAACUGGCAGUUGACAAGGAUGUACAGGACUGGCAAGACAUCAACAACCCUCCUGAGUCCUGGGUUGUAAUGCUGGAAGCUGAGCACCAUCAUCCAUCUCCUGGCCCAUGGACUGGCUGCCCCAUGGGAAUUAUUACUCCAUCAUGGCUAUCCCAGUCACAGUCUCAUGCAAGAAGUGUUGCAACAGACCCACCCAUCACUCCAGCACCAACUACUACAACUGGUGCCAAUGAUCCAUGCCAUUGUGACAAGUAUCAGGAAGAGGUUACCAUCCUCAAGCAGGAGAAUGCUGACAUGAGGCAGGAGAUAGAAGUAACCCAUACUGAGCUUACUGCUCUCCAUUGGGUGGUAGAUGCUAUCUGUAAUCACCUAUUCCUGACCCCAGACAUGCUUAACCAUCUUCUGGUCCCAUUUCACACUACUUGCAACCCUACACCAGUACCUCACAUGCCAGUCAUGGUGGAACUUGGCACUGCAACCAGUGUUGUAGAGGUUCAAUCAUCCUGA
Pisolithus orientalis is the source of this 1071-nucleotide messenger RNA. RefSeq lists its product as uncharacterized. Lineage: Eukaryota; Fungi; Basidiomycota; Agaricomycetes; Boletales; Pisolithaceae. The record is from RefSeq and is a predicted model, not a curated record. The transcript has 5 exons. Bases 1 to 1071 code for a protein of 356 amino acids.